This is a messenger RNA of Plasmopara halstedii, 1614 nucleotides long. Its product is annotated as protein nlrc3. Gene Ontology annotation, biological process: activation of GTPase activity; nucleocytoplasmic transport. Bases 1 to 1614 code for a protein of 537 amino acids. Gene Ontology annotation, molecular function: GTPase activator activity; small GTPase binding. Gene Ontology annotation, cellular component: nucleus; perinuclear region of cytoplasm; cytosol. The record is from RefSeq and is a predicted model, not a curated record. The transcript is spliced from 9 exons. NCBI's taxonomy places the organism in Eukaryota, Oomycota, Peronosporomycetes, Peronosporales, Peronosporaceae.
AUGAUAGGAAUCACUGAUUCAGAUGAGCAAGAAGAUCAUAAACAAAAUAUUUGUGUAGAUGUGGAUGAAGCUAUUUAUCUACUGACAAUGCGACAUCCUGUAUUUUAUGAUGAUGAAGCAUUAAAGUGGAAAUGUUUGAUCCCAGCAAAAUCAAGUAUUGACACUAUGUUUGGCAAGGUUGUUUACUUGGCACUUCGUAGCUAUGAUGGUGUCUUAAUUUGUUCUCAUCCAUUUGGCACGGCAUACUUAGUUGGUUUGAAUAUUGUUCAAACGCGAAAGGGUAGUUUUCUGGAUUCAAAAGUUAAGUCUUGGGAAGAACAAUCACUCGAGUUGAUUCGACGAUUGGAUCUUCGAGGUAGCUUAACGGAUCCGAUGAUAAUGACACAUUUAAGUCGAGGGAUUGGAAUGGAUCGCUUUAUUACGACUCUAUCAUUGAACGGAAAUCAUCUCACUGAUGCUGAAAUUAUUCCUUUCGCUUACGAACUUGGACAUAAUAGAUGUUUGCUAGAACUCACGCUUAGUUAUAAUGCUAUUGGAGAGAUUGGAUCAGCUUCGUUAGCCAAAGCACUAGCAACGAAUUCGAGUCUUCAAUUACUUGAUUUGACGCACAAUCGAAUAAGUAAAGAUGGCAUUAUACCAUGGCUUGGAGAUACAAUGCGUGUCAAUCGUUCUCUUCUUGUACUCAAGCUAAGUCAUAAUGGAAUCGGAGAUAAAAAAGCUGUCGAGCUUUUCCAAGCACUGUCACCAAAACCUCUAACAGAAGAAGAAAGACUGAAAGUACAACUUGCAAAGCGUCUGAAAUAUGCACUGACGAAUACUCGCUCCGUAGAAUCAUACGGCGAAAAAGAUCGUUUCAACUCGACACUUCAAACACUUCUGCUCAGCAAUACGGGCUUAUCAGACGAAGUCUCAGCUCCUUUGGCUCAUCUACUGCGUUAUACGUGUUCUUUGACGCACUUGGAUAUUUCUUGCAAUGAGUUUACAAGUCAAGGAAACGUUAACAUUGCUCGCGGCUUGCAACAAAAUACAUCGAUACGAUAUCUAAAUUAUCGUGAAAACAAACUGGAUGAAGUGGCUGCCUUGGCAGUACUGGGGGCAUUAAAGUCUCAUUCAGUUUUAGAAACUGCAUUGUUUCAAGAUUGUUUUGGCGCUGAUACGACAGUGGGAAGUGCAUUGGCUGAGCUGAUUGCAAACACACAGUCUCUUACUACACUUGACUUGAGUUAUUGUUCUUUGAAACCUAUUGAAGCUGUUAAACUCCAUACAGCUUUAGCUGACAGCACAAGCCUUCGCAGUAUCGAUUUAACAUGCUCAGGAAUCAAUUCGGAUAACGCCGCAGCGACUUUGGCGACGUCAUUACAACAAAAUACAACAUUGACAUUUGUCGAUUUAAGUUACAACAAAAUCACCUUGCGGGGUUGCAAGCUGCUUCGAGAUGUUAUUGCUCAUCGAAGCAAUACAUCAUCACAUUUGGUAUUGUCUCUAGAAGGCAACACGGGCGAAAAAUGUCCCAUCGCCUCGCUACGUGUGGCGUGUAAACCAUUACUUUCCCGUUUCUCGCUAUUCGUUUGCGCUGUGAAAGUUACAAGUCUUAAUAUCAAAUCAGCAAUCUAA